Messenger RNA from Manis javanica (Malayan pangolin), 1935 nucleotides. It is a transcript of the gene LMO2, whose product is annotated as LIM domain only 2. The record is from RefSeq and is a predicted model, not a curated record. Gene Ontology annotation, molecular function: transcription coactivator activity; DNA-binding transcription factor binding. Gene Ontology annotation, biological process: positive regulation of transcription by RNA polymerase II. NCBI's taxonomy places the organism in Eukaryota, Metazoa, Chordata, Mammalia, Pholidota, Manidae. Gene Ontology annotation, cellular component: nucleus.
GGAAGAGGGAGGACAAAGGGAUCAGGCAUUUCUCUGUUCUGAUAUAAAUUUAUUUUCAACCACAGAUUAUGAAAUAUUAGUUCUGACCUAACUUUCUUACUUGCAUGUACAAGAGAAAGAAAUGAAGUGGACAUUCACAGGCAGUGAGAAAGGGGGCUCACUAGCCUUGUCAAUUCAUGGGUGACCUUUUGUUGAGCACCUACUGCGAACCAAGCACUGUGCUGGUGCUGCACAUUCGAAGAGGAUGAGACCUUGCAAAAUGAGAUGGUGGAAAGAUUCAGAUUCACCUAGAUUCCAAUUCCUGUGCUCAGAACCAUCUUCACUGUGGAAAAAAUUUUGCUUUGCUCUCCCAGAGCAGGAUCGGCGGGCGCCUGUUUGUCAGCCACUGCAGGAAGAGUGAUGGCCGGGGUGUUGACAAGCUCCUAAUUGGAAGUAACUGCAGUUCUGAAAAGAAGAUAUUUUUCAACCUGGACUUGAAGUAACUGGUGGAGAGGCAGGGAGCGCGGUGACUGUCCUUGAGCGCGGAGGGGCGAGCUCGCCGCCGGAGCGCCGGAGCAAGAGGAGGCGCAGGAGCGGCGGCGGCGGCGCCCGAGCACCCGAGGGGGUCCGAGCCCCGGCAGCCUGCCAGCCCCGCGCCACAAAGGGAGCGCCCCCGACACCCGGCACACCACCUCCCUCCCCAAUGUCCUCGGCCAUCGAGAGGAAGAGCCUGGACCCUUCGGAGGAGCCAGUGGAUGAGGUGCUGCAGAUCCCCCCAUCCCUGCUGACAUGCGGCGGCUGCCAGCAGAACAUUGGGGACCGCUACUUCUUGAAAGCCAUCGACCAGUACUGGCACGAGGACUGCCUCAGCUGUGACCUCUGUGGGUGCCGACUGGGAGAGGUGGGGCGGCGCCUCUACUACAAGCUGGGCCGGAAGCUCUGCCGGAGAGACUAUCUCAGGCUUUUUGGCCAAGAUGGUCUCUGUGCAUCCUGUGACAAGCGGAUCCGGGCCUACGAGAUGACAAUGCGGGUGAAAGACAAAGUGUAUCACCUGGAAUGUUUCAAAUGUGCCGCCUGUCAGAAGCACUUCUGUGUGGGUGACAGGUACCUCCUCAUCAACUCUGACAUAGUGUGCGAACAGGACAUCUACGAGUGGACUAAGAUCAAUGGAAUGAUCUAGGCCAGAGUCCCCGAGCGUCUUUGGGGAGGUGUUUUGCUGAAGUCAUUGUCUCCAUAGGGUCUUCACUCUUAAUCACUUUGGGGGUUUGAGGGUGGGAUGAGGCAUUUCUUAGGGGAUGGUAGACCCUCACUGAGCACCAAAACACAGCAUCCAAGUGAUAUAAUGCAAGGGGCAAGACUUACUGUGGACUUGAGUUCAGCCUUUAGGAGAACUUACAAUGGCCACAGCCUGUCCGUAACAGCUGACUCAGUUAGUGAAGGAAAGGGCCUCUAGGGGGGUAGGCAGGUGCUGUGCCAUCCUGACGGAACUUCACAUUUACUGAGAAGGAGUUGUCUCAUGACUUGUUAGGACUUUGGCCCUUGAAAACUAGAGAUGUGCAAUUGAUUUAUUUUCUUUCUGGCUUUUAUGACAACCCUGUUCCAAUCUCUGUCCUCCACAUUAGGGAAGGACAGAGCAAAGAAUGGCCAUCCUUUCUUUCUUGGCCACCUUCCCAAGGCCUUACGCUUUGGAUCCAAGGGAAACUGCAUGGAGACACCUUUCAGUUGGGACUGGAAACUACAACUUUCAACCAAACAAUAAUUUAAAGCAAUGCUGAUGAAUCACUGUUUUUAGACACGUUUGUUUGGAGGUGACAAGUUCCACAGAUAGUUUCUAUACAGAUGUAAAUCUUAAAAAAAGUUGUUGAACUAUUUUAUUAUCUUAGAUUAUAUCAAAGUAUUUGCUGUGUGUAGUUAAAGAAAACUCUGAGGACAAUAAAAAUAACAGAUGAAAAUGCA